Peromyscus californicus insignis is the source of this 2557-nucleotide messenger RNA. It is a transcript of the gene Isg15, whose product is annotated as ISG15 ubiquitin like modifier. Gene Ontology annotation, biological process: ubiquitin-dependent protein catabolic process. Gene Ontology annotation, molecular function: polyubiquitin modification-dependent protein binding. The transcript has 2 exons. The record is from RefSeq and is a predicted model, not a curated record. Gene Ontology annotation, cellular component: cytosol. Bases 340 to 885 code for a protein of 181 amino acids. NCBI's taxonomy places the organism in Eukaryota, Metazoa, Chordata, Mammalia, Rodentia, Cricetidae.
CUACAUGCCUUGUAAAGGACCUGAAAUGCUGAAUAUUUAGAGAGUUUCAGAGUACACAGGCCUCAUUGUGGCCUUGACCCCCGAGAGCCAGUCUCUUUCCUUCCCAGCUAGUUUCUUUUCAUUCAGUUUUGUUUUUCCCACUCAUUGAAUGUAUGCCUUGGGAAAAAGAAACUGAAACAGAAGGCAGCUCUGACUUCUGGAGACUCCGCCUCUUGACACCCACAGCUCACACACUUAAGAGAGAGGACCCAGCCUCUGGCUGUGAGAGAGAGCAGCUAGAAGCUGAGACAAGCAAACUCCUCAGUUCCUGCAGGGGACCUAGUGCUAAAGCCUACAGCCAUGACCCGGGACCUGAAGGUGAAGAUGCUGGGGGGUGAAGAGUUCCUGGUGUCCCUGACUAACUCCAUGACGGUGUCAGAACUGAAGAGGCAGAUUGCCCAGAAGACUGGUGUGCCAGCUUUCCAGCACCGCCUGGUCCACCCAAGUGGUGAGAAGCUACAAGAGGGCGUUACCCUCAUCAGCCAGGGCCUGUGCCCUGGCAGUACAGUCAUGCUGAUGGUACAGAAUUGUAACAACCCUCUGAACAUCCUGGUGAGGAAUGAAAGGGGCCGCAGCAGUAUCUAUGAAGUCCGGCUGACACAGACGGUGGCAGAGCUUAAGAGGCAGGUGUCCCAGCAGGAGCAAGUACAGGAAGACCAAUUUUGGCUGAGCUUUGAGGGAAGGCACAUGGAAGACAAACAGCCACUGGGGGAGUAUGGCCUAACGCCCCAGUGCACAGUGUUCAUGAAUUUGCACCUGCGGGGGGGGGGGGGGGGGGGGGAUGAUAUGCUAUGCCUAAGGCCUCUAUCCAGAGCCAAUGUUGGUAAUAAAAGGGUGAUCCAAUGAAAAGUUCUGCCUCCUGUCUGCUUGUCAGAAAUGUCCAUCUGUUGCCUUCUCUUCUACAUCUCUACUGAGGUCAGGUGAAAGAAUCCAGGUCCUUCUAUUGUGAUAAGGCCUUGGGUUGCCAAGUUAAGGGACAGGAUUUCACAGAGCCUAGUGAGAGAAUUCCCCUUUGAAAUCCUUUGGUAACUCACUUCUAGAGAAAGAAAUUUUUUUUUUCUGGGACCCAGUUCUGAGCCUCAUCCAGCCCCUCAACAACUGGUCCCCAUCUCUAUAUCUGACUCAGGGACAGGUCAAGGUAGGUCCUACCAGUAACAGGAUGAGGCUCCUAAUGGGACCAGUUGCUUACCAGAUCCUUUGGAAAUAGUGAAGGAAUGUUCUUGGACCUGCCUGGGUGGGCUGUGGAGGGUGGUGUAUUCUUCUGUGGGUGUUCCUAGUCUCACCUACACUAGUCCUCAGAAGGGCAGGACAGGGCCUCUCUACUCACAUCAGUCAGUUGCUGUUUAGGACAUGGUGGUUAGCAAAUACACCUCAUCAGAGCUAUAAAGAGGCCAUUAUUGGCAGGUAAGGGGGCACCUGGAAUUGGGGGCUCACCUGUCCACAAAGGAAAUCAUAUCGCAGAUAGGAGGCACCCAAUUUGGAAAAGCUUCAUCCCCUUCCUGCCUGAUAUUUCUUUCUCUUAUCUUUUCCUCCUGUAUGUACUUACUAAGGCUUUGAGGCAGCCUAAGGCACAAGCAAGUCAGGACAAGUACCUCAAUGGCCCUGGGGGCCUUACACUUCAACCUUUAGACCUUUAAAGAGAAUUUGAGUGGAGAUUCAGAAGCCCCCAUUUCUGGUUGGUGUUCUUGUGCAUAUCUGGGUAAGGUGACCCUAGAUCUAGCAAUGCUGGUGUCCACUGUGUAGAUGUGACCUCAAACCUUCACGGACCACCCCCCUCCCUGAAGCCUGCCAGGGUCCUGGUGGUAGAGUCUUUCUCAGGAGGAAGAGCUUCUGCCACCCACACUUUACUCUAGCUUCUGGUUCAAAGGCACAGCAACCCUGGUCUUGUGAAAAGAAAGCAGUCUUUUCUUUUUUUCUUCAACCUUCUGCAGAUCCAGCGUUCCCUGAGCCUCAGUUUAUACCCUGUACCUAGCCAGGCCAAGUUGGAGAUGUGCUAGUCCACAGACGGGGAGGGGAAGGAAGCGGGGUCGUGGUAGGUUCCGCAGCAAGACAAGAGAAGGUAGCCAUAGGCCGACAAGGGGCAUCCCAUUGCCCUACCCAGCCAGAGGGCAGGUAGGCGGGUCUGAGCGCAAUUCAGACCAGUCACCGCGGAAAGGCCACCGGCAGGGGGCGUAGCGCUACUGGGCCGCCUUAGACCCUACGGUGGGCCCCGUACUGGUGCGGGAGCUCGGUGAGCAAUCCCGCUGUGGGGCCGACUCAAGGGCAACCGGAGGUCCAGCUCCGGUAGUCUUUCCUACUCAGAAAGCCCUGCCGCUCCCGGCGCCCCGGCACGUCGCUCCUAGAUUAUAUAUUAACCUGAUUUCAGCUGCAUUUCCUGGUGGGUGGGCAGUUUGGGCGGACGGGGGAGGGGCGCCUGGCGCCCCACCUUCCCCUCCCCCAAGGCGGCCCGCCACCCACCCGGCCGGGGCCCCAGCCUCAACUCGGCGCCGCAGUCUCCGGGCUUUGUUCCCUGCCCGCG